CAACAUAUGUUUUUCAAGGAUUCAUCCAGGGUAAAGAUUAUGGACAAUUUGGACUUCAAAGAUUAGGUCUUAACAUGUCUGAGGGUUCAAAUACUUCUAAUCAACCACAUGGUACAAACAGUAGUUCAGUGGCCAUUGCUAUCCUUGUGCCUUUCUUUGCUCUUAUAUUUGCUGGUUUUGGCUUUUAUCUUUAUAAACAAAGGACUGCACCUAAAACACAGUAUACAGGAUGCUCUGUACAUGAAAAUAAUAAUGGACAAGCUGCUUUUGAAAACCCCAUGUAUGACACAAAUGCAAAGUCUGCGGAAGGGAAAGCGGUACGAUUUGACCCCAACUUGAACACCGUUUGCACAAUGGUAUAAUGUGGUAAUGAUAUGUCUUCAGAGUCUAGAAACUGACACACAACAAAGUGCACACACAAUUCACUUAUUAAAAAAAAAAAAAAAAAAAAAAAUUAAAGCACACUUUUCAGGAUAUACUGGGUCACCUUUUCCUGACAACGAUAGACAAGAAUGGGUUGUGGUUAUUUUGUUUUGAUUUUGUUUUUAAUAAACUGGAUCAGAAUUCUUCUUCGUGUAUACCAUGGAGAGUUUUAAAAACAUUUGCUGCACUCCAUGAGUGCUACUCACAGUUUAUUUGCUUUUUUAAAAAAGGAGGUUAUUCUAAAACAUA
Molecule: messenger RNA, 672 nt
Organism: Pelecanus crispus (Dalmatian pelican)
Lineage: Eukaryota; Metazoa; Chordata; Aves; Pelecaniformes; Pelecanidae
Source: RefSeq, a predicted model, not a curated record